AUGGGAAGGAGGGACCUGGCUCUGGGCGACGAUUGGCCGGUGGAAGGGACGAGAAGUAGGCUCCCUGGGCGGCGGCGGCGGGGCGCGGCGCAGGCGGACGAUGGUGUACGGCUGGCUGGCAAAAGGGACGAGGAGCAGGCUUUGUGCGCCAGCCGGUCGGUGGAGGAGACUCGCCGCAAGGGUUGGGGGGCGAGGUCGGAGAAGUGCACGCCGGCGAGCGUGGAGGUGCUGCAGACGAGCAACGGGGAGAAAUCCGGGCUCAGCCCGCUGUUCGAUGUGAGUGUGCGGAACAAGUGCGAGUGCGCGGUGCGAGGCGUGCUCCUCCGCGCCGAGGGCUUCACGAGCUCCGUCCCCGUCGACCCGAAGCUGUUGCGGAAGGAGGGCAACGACUACCUCGUCGGCGACGGCAGCCCGAUCCCGAGCGGAGGCGAGGUGCAGUUCCGGUACGCCUGGGACCGCGCCUUCGAGAUGGGACCUGCUGCCGUGCAGGAAGACUGCUCUGGGUUGCACGAGUCCACCGUGUAAUCCAAUGCGACGGGCCGGGUCCGUCCC
This is a messenger RNA of Panicum virgatum (switchgrass), 552 nucleotides long. RefSeq lists its product as uncharacterized. The coding region runs from base 1 to 525 and encodes 174 amino acids. Gene Ontology annotation, biological process: cell fate determination. The record is from RefSeq and is a predicted model, not a curated record. The transcript is spliced from 2 exons. NCBI's taxonomy places the organism in Eukaryota, Viridiplantae, Streptophyta, Magnoliopsida, Poales, Poaceae.